AUGCUUUUGAAGAAGCCUGUCAAGAGCACCCCCUUCCGCCAGGCAGCAGACCAAGUGCAAGCCAGCAUCGUCGCGUUGCGAUCGUUUAUUGACGAGAACAAGCGCGACUACGUAGCGGCGGCGGGGCGGUUCACUGCAGAGCAGAAGGACCGAAUUGAAGAGGAGGUGCUGCAGGUGGUGUCGAGCUGUCGCGCGCGGGUGGAGCAGCUCACGAACAGCAUCGUGGCGGCGCAGCAGCAGCGGGCGCCGAGCGGAAGGCCGGUGGUGAACGAGCAGACAGUCGCGCACCUUCACGGGGCAGUGCUGGUGCUGGUGGAGCAGCUGCACGUCGCGACCGCGGCCUUCGACCGCUGCCGGGCGGUGCGCAACGCGCAGCGGCUGGCUGAGGACAUGCGGAUGCAGCAGCGGCGGGCAACCAAUUACAAAGCAACAACGAGCGCCCAGCAUGCAAGUAGCAACAGCACCGGCAUCGGCCUGCCCGACGGCGGGGAGCAGCGGCAGGGGGCCGUGGAGUCUGGGGGCGGGCAGCUGCAGCAAACGAUGCACGACCAGGAGACACAGCGUUUGCUGGAGGACCUCAUGCGCAGCACGAAUCAAGUGGAGCGCGUCGAGCGCACGGUGCGCGACAUAACCACCAUGCAGCAGAUGAUAAGCACCGCGGUGAUGCAGCAGGCGGAGCAGAUAGAGCAGCUGUACGAUGUGGCGGUUGAGGCCACGGCGCACGUGCGGCGGGGGAACGAGGAGCUGCGCAAGACGAUCGCGGUCAACAGCAGCAGCACGCUGUAUAUAGUGGUGCUGCUGCUGACUGCGAGCGCGCUGCUGCUGCUGUUUGACUGGAUCAACAGCUGA
Messenger RNA from Monoraphidium neglectum, 849 nucleotides. Its product is annotated as Syntaxin-81. The transcript is spliced from 6 exons. Gene Ontology annotation, biological process: retrograde vesicle-mediated transport, Golgi to endoplasmic reticulum. NCBI's taxonomy places the organism in Eukaryota, Viridiplantae, Chlorophyta, Chlorophyceae, Sphaeropleales, Selenastraceae. The record is from RefSeq and is a predicted model, not a curated record. The coding region runs from base 1 to 849 and encodes 282 amino acids. Gene Ontology annotation, cellular component: membrane; endoplasmic reticulum; SNARE complex.